This is a messenger RNA of Manduca sexta (tobacco hornworm), 1624 nucleotides long. RefSeq names its product Krueppel homolog 1 (gene Kr-h1). Gene Ontology annotation, biological process: regulation of transcription by RNA polymerase II. Gene Ontology annotation, cellular component: nucleus. Gene Ontology annotation, molecular function: RNA polymerase II cis-regulatory region sequence-specific DNA binding; DNA-binding transcription factor activity, RNA polymerase II-specific. The transcript has 2 exons. NCBI's taxonomy places the organism in Eukaryota, Metazoa, Arthropoda, Insecta, Lepidoptera, Sphingidae. The record is from RefSeq and is a predicted model, not a curated record. Bases 184 to 1242 code for a protein of 352 amino acids.
UGUUUCCUGCUCGCUCAGUUUGCGCGUUUCGCAACCGAACGAAUUCGGGCGAGCGUCAUUCGGCCGUAGACUGUCGGCUGAGAAAGUGUACUUUGUUACGGACGCGCUCUGUCUGCAUCGUUCACAACCUACACCAACAUCGAAUCCGUUGGACCUCGCUUAAAAUCAUCGUCAUUGUAUAACAUGAUAGGCGAGGAGGAACGCGUACAUCAAUGCGGGGAAUGCGGCUUGACGCUUUCCACUCGGAGCGCGCUCACCGCUCACGCCCGCUCUCACCGUGUCACCGCUGAUGCCCACCGUUGCGACGUCUGCCACAAGACGUUCGCGGUGCCCGCCAGGCUGGUGCGCCACUACCGCACCCACACCGGCGAGCGGCCCUUCGAGUGCGAAUAUUGCCAUAAGAUGUUCAGCGUCAAGGAGAACUUGCAGGUGCAUCGGCGCAUUCAUACCAAAGAACGUCCUUACCGAUGCGGUGUGUGUGACGCGGCCUUCGAGCACUCCGGCAAGCUUCAUCGCCAUGCUCGCAUCCACACGGGAGAGCGACCGCACGCAUGCCCGCACUGCCACAAGACAUUUAUUCAGUCCGGACAACUCGUGAUACACCUUAGGACGCACACUGGCGAAAAACCCUAUCGCUGCCCGGCGCCAGGCUGCGGUAAGGGGUUCACUUGUUCGAAACAAUUAAAGGUUCACUCCCGCACUCACACCGGAGAACGCCCAUACACCUGCGACAUCUGCCUUCGAGACUUUGGCUACAAUCACGUUUUAAAACUGCAUCGUUUCCAACAUUAUGGGGAACGUUGCUACCGUUGCACGGUAUGUGAUGGAACAUUUAAUACCAAAAAGCAAAUGGAAGCUCACAUAUACAAGGAACACGGCGCAGACACUCCACGUGCGCAGUCCAUGCAGUCUACGGCGCCUAUAGUAGUGAAUGGAAAUGUGAUGUGUGAUUUGGUUGAAGCAGCACUACAGCAACUUCCACCGACGCCCCCCAGCUCACCGCCGUCUCCUCAGUGCCAGACCGUGCCGGCUCCCGCCUCGGUGGCGGCCUCGCCACCAUCGCAGUCGCCGAUGCAACCACCCACGCCGCCCCCGGCAACUGCUACCUUACAGUAUAUCCUGGCGCCGUCGUCGCUGCCACCGAGAAAAAGAAAACUCAUUCCUCAGGCUGAGGUAGAGGCCCCGCCAGUUGUACGGCACACUUCUGUUAUACAAUUCGCGCCGGCAGCCGCCGAUUCAUAGUAAUCCUUUCCCAUUAUUGUAAUACUUAGAAAAUCUUAGACUUAGAAUUACAUUUUUAAGAUGCGUUUUCUACUUGAAGGCUGUUUUAAUGACUAGCUUGCAUGAGAUUGUAGUGCUUGUUUAGAUGAUAGUUGUAAACCUGUAAUACUUGAUCUGGAAAAAACUACUUUACUUAAACAUGUAACGGGAAUAUGAUAACCAAAAUAAUGUGUACAAGUGUAUUUGUAGUUAAUAAGAAUUGAAAAGACUAAUUAAAGAGCUGUCUGAAUGCAUUAGUGCCGUUAAUAUUGUAAGAUUUAAAUUAAGUUUUGUAUUUAUCUUAAUUAGAAAUAUGUUAUAAGCUUAUCAACCUAAGUAAAAUAUAUCAUUCGUGAAUAGUUUA